This is a messenger RNA of Syngnathoides biaculeatus (alligator pipefish), 5898 nucleotides long. RefSeq names its product lysyl oxidase-like 1 (gene loxl1). Gene Ontology annotation, biological process: peptidyl-lysine oxidation. The transcript has 7 exons. The record is from RefSeq and is a predicted model, not a curated record. Bases 209 to 1849 code for a protein of 546 amino acids. NCBI's taxonomy places the organism in Eukaryota, Metazoa, Chordata, Actinopteri, Syngnathiformes, Syngnathidae. Gene Ontology annotation, molecular function: copper ion binding; protein-lysine 6-oxidase activity.
UAGAAACUUGCAGCGGUGCAGCAGGCAGGCAGGAACGGCUGACGUUGGACAGACCACCACGUCUUUCAGCUUCCUCUCAGAGAAGACCUGCAGAUGCGCCUGACCAGUAGCCCUGCAUCACUUCGACUCCACUGACAGACAAACCCCAGGGACCAGGACACUCAUGUUUUUUUGACGACGCUACAGGUGUUUUAAAUCGGAAGUUACAAUGCUGCCCAUUGUUUGUUUAGUGUUCGUCCUGGCUGGAUCGGGGCAGGCUCAGAGUCAGACCUCAAGGCGGGAAGGCUCAGCCACACCGUGGCGGCAGGUGAUCCAGUGGGAGAACAAUGGUCACACGUUCAGCCUGCUCAACAGUGGGUCAGAAUACGUUCCAGCCGGGACUGACGCCCAGGACCGAGAUCACCGAAUAGUGGUGGCUGACACUCGCCCUCAGUCAUCCCGUAGACUGCAAGGAGGAAACGUCCGGAGACAGGCACCCUCAAGGGGAUCCUCUGAGACAAUUCGCGGGCAGGCCAGACAUCCUUUUGGUUUUGGGCAGGUGCCUGAUAACUGGAGACAAACAUCAGGCUCCACAGGUGGCACAUCCUUCCAGGGUUCCUCCGGCACCCGGGUCAGACAAUCUGCAGGCUCCUCAUCUUCCUACCCUUCAUCACCUUACAACAUACCGUCCUACCCUCAGUAUCCUGUUCCUCAACAGCCUGCCUAUCAACCGGUGCCCUUUGAGCCAAGUUAUGCAGAGGGACCAUACAGGAGCUAUGAGCCACCCUUUCAGCCAGUUCCCAGAGGGGGUUUUAUUGGUGGACCCUACGGCAGCAGCCAGGGUUACACCGGAGGGGGAUACGGUGUUGCCCCGGUUCUGCCUGGCUCACAACCUGAAUUCACAGAUGACGGUUACCAUUUCUACCAAUCUUACAGCUAUGGGGCCAACCCUGCGGCACCCCAACAAGCUACCCAACCUGUCCAGCCACCAUUCUCAGAUGGUCUGGACCGCAGAUACACCCACAGUCUGUACAAUGAGGAUCCAGGCGCCUCCAUCCCUGACAGCAGAGUGGACCAGCCAGGACCUGCUGGUCAAGCGCCGGUACGGAGCCCUCAGUAUGAGCAGUUCCCCCCGUUUGCAAGACCACAACCUCCCUUCCUGCAACCUGUGCCACCUGGCAGAAACUCUCCGAAUGCCGCCAUUGAGCAAACCAAUGUCGGGAGCGUAUACCAACAAGAGCAAAGAGGUUUGCCUGACCUGGUUCCAGAUGCCAAUUAUGUCCAGGCUUCUACAUACAUCCAGAGAGCCCGCAUGUACUCGUUGCGCUGUGCUGCAGAGGAAAAAUGUCUCUCGAGCUCUGCAUACGCACCAGAGACCAACGACUAUGACGUCCGAGUGCUGCUGCGCUUCCCGCAGAGGGUGAAGAACAAGGGCACUGCUGACUUCAUGCCGAACAGGCCACAUCAUACCUGGGAGUGGCACAGUUGCCAUCAGCACUAUCACAGCAUGGAUGAGUUCAGCCACUAUGACCUGUUGGAGGUCAGCUCGGGUCGCAAAGUAGCUGAAGGACACAAGGCCAGUUUCUGUCUAGAGGACACAACGUGCGACUUUGGACACCUAAAGCGUUAUGCGUGCACCUCACAUACUCAGGGUCUGAGCCCAGGCUGCUAUGAUACCUACAACGCCGAUAUUGAUUGUCAAUGGAUUGACAUCACAGACAUCCAGCCUGGAAACUACAUAUUAAAGCUCAAAGUCAACCCCAAAUUUCUGGUGAUGGAAUCAGAUUUUACCAACAAUGUGGUUCGGUGUAACAUCCAUUACACAGGACGCUUUGUUACGACAACCAAAUGCCAGCUCGCACAGUCUUGAUCAGGCACUGGAAGCCCAAACCACCACACAAGAGUGACCCAGACUCCUCUUCCAUCGGAAUGUGAAUGGAACUUGUCGGCUCGCUGUAGUUGUUUGUUUGUCUUUGCUGUUUUAAUUUCAUUUGCGCUGUCUCAGAUUUGGGGGACCCCAUAUUGCGAUGAAGUGGGACCCACUUUUGGCACUGAUUCAAUUGGUUUGUGUUUGUUAUUCUUAGACAGGGGUGGGCAACCUAUAAUCCGUGGACCAUAUAUGCCCUUUCCAUCCCGACCCAAGAGCAUUUGAUCCGAAAUGGCAUCCAAAUUCUAAAUGCAAAUAACAUCUAGUAGGGCAAAUGAAAUGACAACAAAUGCACAAUAUGUAAACAAAAAAAUGAAAAAAAAAAUUUGAUUUACAAGAUUUUUACCUGCAUUUAAUAUGGUCCUCAGAUGCCCCCCACUCCUGUUUUAAGUGAUCAUAUUUUAUAAUGAAUUUUUGUUCGCUGUUAUUACGAGUCAACUUCAACGUCCCAGCAGACUCAUCAUACUAUUAUCAUCCUAGCAUUUUGCUUCCAGACGCUGUGGAAUCUUGUUUUAUCGAUUUUAAUAAUUGUGUGCCAUCAGGUCAGACUGCCUGCAGAGUUUCCAUUUCAACUUGGAAUUAAAAAAAAAUGAUUAUAAUGGUGAAAAUGAUGGAAAAUAAGGAAUAAUGAAAUUGGGUCUCUGAAAUUGUCUGUUUUUUGGGUUGUGGUUACAAUGGGUCAGGCUAGACUGAGUGAAUGUGUGGUGCUCAUCUUGUCUAAUGUGUUGACGGUACUUAUUUUUACCCUGAAAAAGUCAUGCCAAUUUGUUGUUUCCAACUUGUCAUAAAUCCUUAAAUAGAUGCCCUCUCUUAGGGGCAGAAAAUGUAAUUGCCUCCAUUCAUCAAUGAUAUGGUCUAAAAGCACAUCCCGUGGGGCAAAACAAGAAUUUAGUCAGCCACCAAAUGUGGACGUUCCCCGACUUAAAAACUUGAGAAAUGAUAAAAAUAACAAGCCUAGGUAUACAUCAGCUUUUGAAAGACUAUGGCAAAUUAUGGUGGAAAAUAAGCAUUUUUCUCACCUUCAAACAAAAUUUCUGUAACUUCUUCUUUAAGAGGGUUAGAAUUAGCCCUCCACCUAUUACCUCAGUUAAUGGCACCUGCUUGGACUGGCUAUUAUUAUAAAAGACACAAACAUAACCAGACACAGUCAAACUCUAAACUCCACUAUGGCCAAGACCAAAAAGCUGUCGGCACCAGAAACAAAAUCGUCGACCUGCACCAGGCUGGGAAGCUCAAAUUUGCACUAGAUGAAUGUCUUGUUUUGAAGAAAUCAACAGUGGGAGCAAUUAUUAGAAAAUGGAAGACAUACAAGACCACUGAUAAUCUCCCUCGGUCUGCGUUCCACACAAGAUCCCAUUUAGUGGGAUCAAAAAGAUUAGAAGAACCGUGAGCAAAAAUCCCAGAACCAUACAGAACGACUUAGUGAAUGACCUGCAAAAAGCUGGGACCAAAUUAACAAAGGCUACCAUCAGGACACCGUUACAGUACAACCCCAGGGACUCAAAUCCUGCACUGCCAGACGUGUCCCCCUGCUUAAACCAGUACAUGUUCAGGCCUGUCUGAUGUUUGUUGGAGUGCAUUUGGAUGAUCCAGAAGAGGACUGGAAGAAUGUCAUACGGUCAGCUGAAACAACAAUCGAACUAUUUGGUAAAAACUCAAGUUGUUAUGCUUGGAGGAGAAAGAAUGCUGAGUUGUAUCCAAAGAACACCAAAACCUACUGUGAAGCAUGUGAAGAUGAACAUCAUGCUUUGGGCCUGUUUUUCUGUAAAGCGACCAGGACAACUAAUCCGUGUAAAGGAAAGAAUGAAUGUUGUCAUGUAUCGUGAGAAUAUGAGUGAAAACCUCCUUCCAUCAGCAAGGACAAUGGAGAUGAAACGUGGCUGGUUCUUUCAGAGUGAGGAUGAUCCCAAACACAUCGCCCAGGCAACGACGGAGUAGCUUUGCAAAAAGCAUUUCAAGGUUCUGAAGUGAUCUAGCCAGUCUCCAGAUCUCAAUCCAUGGAAAAUCUUUAGAGGGAGUUGGAAGUCUGUUGCCUAGUGACAGAUCCAAAACAUCACUGCUCUAAAGGAAAUCCACAUGGAGGGAUGGGCCAAAAUACCAGCAACAGUGUGUGAAAAUCUUGUCAAGGCUAACAGAAAAACUUUUUUCUGUCAUUGCCAACAGAGGUUAAAUAAAGCAUUGCGACGAAUUUAUGUUAUUUACCAAAUACUUAUUUUCCACCAUAAUUUGCAAAUAACAUCUUUUAAAAUCUGACAAUUUGCCUUUCUGGAUUUUGUCACAUAGAUGAAGUAGAUCCAUGUUGAAAAUUACAGGCCACACUUCAUUUUGAGUGGGAGAAAUUGCAAAAUUAGUGGCUAACUAAAUUCUCUCCCCCACCCCUUCUAUAUAUUACCAAAUUUCCUCAAGGAGUUGCCUUGACUAAUUGACACUGCACCAAUUGCUCCCAAAAUAGGGACAGGAACAACUUCAGUUCAUAGACGCUAUUGUUCCCACAGAAUGCCGUAUCUCCACAAAUAAUGGUCUCUACGUUUAGUAGACGCCUCAUUUCUUUGAAGGUUGCUUCAGUCUCGGGAGAAAUAACCACCUCUCCCCAAAUAGAUACUGUAAUUAUUCCCGUUCGUAGGCGCUAUUGUUCACACAUGCGCGGGAUGUGUCAAAAAGGUUCCAGGACUGGUUUCACAAAAUACUACAAGUUUUCCCUUUGAAGUAAUCGCCCUGAAGACUCGCACACUUUGCCAGCCCUAUCUUGCACAUCUUCAUGCCCUGUUGGAAGGAUUCUUCCAAGAUUCUCCACAGCCACAAGGUCAUUCACGUCUUUGAAACUUGUCACAUUGAUGACCCCUUUAAGAUCCAUACAGAACCACGUCCGGUGAGUAGGGAGAUUGAGCUAGCAUGGAAAAUGGUUUCUCUUCUCUUCAUGAUUUGUGUUUGAGAUUUAUAUCUUUCGUGAAAUCAGUCCUGGAACUUUUCUGACAAUGAAAGGAAUUGAUUAGUCACGCGACAUAUUAGCCUGCCUUGCUCUUUGUUUGACUGCAUUGAGAAAAUAUGGUAAAUCUCAGAUGUAUCACAUUAUCAUCUCAUAAUCUCGUCGUAUAUAAGCCAUACUUGCAUACCGUGGUUUCAGCCAUCACAACCACAUAUACUACAGCGAUGGGGGUUUUAAAUGAUACCUUUAGAUGAGAAAGUACACAACUCACAAAACGUUAAGAGAUUUUUGGCUUUGGGGUGAAAUUUCGGGAUGAGCCUAAAAUAUACAAUACCUUUUGCAGUUGAAUUUAAUUGGAGUUUUGCUAAUCUUAUGAAUGCACGUGUACAACUGUUCAAUAUUUCAGUACUUUUUGCACAAUUUGCUGCUCUCUAGGAGCUAAAUAGCAACAUUCAGAUCAGGUGUUUGAGCCAUGAGUUGACCAAAAUAUUUUCAAGGUUAGCCAUGACUUUUUUUUAACCUUUCUGUGAGUCCUCCAGUCUCUGCAUGUUUGUUGCAACCUGCAUUUUGCCGUUCAGCUCCUUGUUAACGAUCAUAUUAAAGUCAUAUUAAGUUAACUGCAAAAGUAAGAAUGCAUUUUAGGUUUAUUGUGAAGUUUCACCCCAAAGCCGAAUAUCAGGUUUUCUGAGUAGGGUACAAUUCCUUACCAUUAUCAACUACUGGCCUGGCAUGCAUAUUCCAAUGUUUUAAAAAGAAGCUCAACCUUAAGGUGCUCACUUCUAAACAAGGCUCAUGAUUAUUGUAUGUAAGCUGUAUGUUUACACUGUCUUGUUCAACUUCCAACACUGGUCUGGUGGCACAUAUGGUCAUCGAUUCCUUUUUUUUUUUUUUUUUUUUUUUUUUAAAGAAGGUAUAAGCAAAUAUUCCACUGAUGCAUUACUGACUUUAAACAAUGGAUAGGUUUUGAAAUAGUUGUAACUAUUGCUUUUGUUCAGUCCAUGUGUUUUAUGGGUUAUCAGAAUUUGUGUGUGACCUUGUGGGUUGAAUAAAAUACUACAAAUCAGUA